UCUCUCAACAAAAAUCACAGAGCUGAAAAAACUCCUCUUUAUUUAAUUAAUUUGUUGAAAUUUGUAAUGGAGAGAGUAAGCAAAAUGGUAAGUGAAAAGCCAGUUGUGAUAUUUAGCAAGACUGCUUGCUGCAUGAGCUACUCAAUUAAGUCUUUCUUCUCCGACCUCGGCGUUAACACUGCCGUUUACGAGCUCGAUGAGAUGAACAGAGCUGGCCGUGAGAUUGAAGCCGCGCUUUCGACUCUCGGCUGCAAUCCGACGGUUCCGGCGGUGUUCAUCGGCGGACAAAUGGUCGGUGGGGAAAGUGAGGUCAUGAGUCUUCAUCUACAAGGGGCCUUAAAGCCUAAACUCAAAAACGUUGGUGCUUUAUGGGUUUAAUUAUAAAUUAUCAUAAAUAAUCAAAAUGGUAAUGUUCAGUUUUUUUUCUUCUUAAUAAUAAUACUCCUACCUACCGUUUCGAGAUCAAUAAGAAUUAUGGUGAAUAGUAAAUACUCCUUUAUUAUGACUUUUUUAGUUAGCGUUUGAUCUGCAAUGUACAAGUUUUAAGUAUGAGGUAGAGUAUUAAUUACUUUUUAGCAAGAAAAAGGAAAAAAAAAUUGUGUACGAAUAAGAAUUUAACUUGUAUCCA
Molecule: messenger RNA, 628 nt
Organism: Solanum dulcamara
Lineage: Eukaryota; Viridiplantae; Streptophyta; Magnoliopsida; Solanales; Solanaceae
Product: monothiol glutaredoxin-S7-like
Exons: 1
Coding region: 67-378 (103 amino acids)
Source: RefSeq, a predicted model, not a curated record